This is a messenger RNA of Ctenocephalides felis (cat flea), 591 nucleotides long. RefSeq lists its product as uncharacterized. The record is from RefSeq and is a predicted model, not a curated record. The transcript has a single exon. Bases 1 to 591 code for a protein of 196 amino acids. Lineage: Eukaryota; Metazoa; Arthropoda; Insecta; Siphonaptera; Pulicidae.
AUGGCGACUAGUGACAAACGCCCAAAUAACUCACGCCGCAUUUUCAUCACAGAUAAGGAGACAAAUGUGAGUUUUCUGAUAGACACUGGAUCCGAUGUAUGUGUGUACCCGCGCAGUUUAGUGAGAUGUCCCCGUAAGAAAUGUUCAUUUGAGAUUUCAGCAGCAAAUGGAACACCAAUAGCUACAUACGGUAUGUUAUCUUUAAAGUUAGAUUUUGGACUUAGCAAAAUCUUAUCAUGGAAUUUCGUGAUAGCAGAGGUGUCGCGUCCUAUUAUUGGUGUAGAUUUACUUGCUUAUUUCAAUCUCGCGAUUGAUGUUAAAAAACGUAUAUUAGUUGAAACCUCUGCAGAUUCAACGGAACAACUUCAAUCGAAAAAUAGAAUAAUACCUUCUAUUAAAAUGAUGACAGCCACAUUGUAUUCACAUGAUAAAAUUUUAGAGGAAUAUCCAGACCUAACACGGCAGACUGCAUUAGGAGUGUGCAAACUUGUUUCUCAACAUCAUAUCGAAACUACAUCAGGACCACCCAUAGCACAUAAACCACGUCGCCUUGCACCAGAUAAGUUGCUAAAUAUGAGUUCGAAGCAAUGA